AUGCGCAACACAUUGUUCGUUGCCCUGCUCGGUAAGUCUUUCUCACAUAAACCGCUCUAUGCUAUCAGUGGUAGCUGGCAGUUGGAUCAGAUAUUCGUUGUCAUAGCGAAGAACGUCAAUGGUGACCUCACCAAGGCUUAUUCCAAGGACAAGUUGGACCAGUUUGAUGGUGUCUACGAGGAUGGUGACUGCUACUUCUUCGUCAAGGCCCAGUCCUUCAAGAAUCUACUUAAUGGCAAGUGGCAGACUGUCAAAGGCCUGGAUAGCUUGAAGGACUAUGGCCUGAAACCCAUCGAGAUGGCGAGGGGCGCUGAGUGGUAUCGGAAGAUGAAGGGUUGGAAGGUCACUGCUAAGCCGGCCGACGCCAAUGACCUUCUGAAGCACUUGCAAGACCAGAAGAAGUCUGCGGGUAAGCUUUGGGCAAGCCUGCCUUUUAUUGACUAUGAGGAUGUCCCAUCCACCAGCAAGAUUUACCAUGAAGGUUAUGGGGCCUCGAGCGACCACUCGCACUUCAUUUCGACUCUGGCGAAUUACAUUCCCACUCUUGAAAACUGGCCAUACGGCAACGAUCUUUCUAUUAAAUAG
Penicillium cataractarum is the source of this 585-nucleotide messenger RNA. RefSeq lists its product as uncharacterized. Bases 1 to 585 code for a protein of 194 amino acids. The record is from RefSeq and is a predicted model, not a curated record. The transcript has a single exon. Lineage: Eukaryota; Fungi; Ascomycota; Eurotiomycetes; Eurotiales; Aspergillaceae.